GAACUCACGAACCGACAUACGAUUGACGAUUGACGACUAUAAUAGUGUAGAGUCAGUACUAGGACUCGUCCAGAUAGACUAGUGCUCUAGCCUCGUUCCGAUUCUUCGAGGUGAAACUUCCCAAGGUCCAGCUGCUUGCCGACCGAGUUUCGAUUUCCAAAGAAGCUAUUUAAGAGAAGCUUCAGUCGCCGUCUCUGGGGGAAAUAGAAAGCCUGUGAGAAAAGAAAAAAAGUCACACCAAUCACCAGCCAAAAUGUCUACAGCUCUUCGUACGCUGAGGGCGUAUGCCAAGUAUGGCAACAACCACUCCGCCCUCCUAGCGCGAUGCUUCUCCACCACCAUCCGUCGCCCCGAGAUCAACAAGCUCUACCCCUCCGCCUCCGCCGCGCUCGCCGACAUGAAGCCCAACAGCACCCUCCUCUGCGGCGGCUUCGGCCUCUGCGGCGUGCCCGACACUCUCAUCGACGAAGUGAUCCACAAGCCCGAAAUCACCGGUCUGACCGCCGUCUCCAACAACGCCGGCACCGACACCUCCGGGCUCGGCAAGCUGCUCAAGACCAAGCAAAUCAAGAAGAUGGUCGCCUCCUACAUCGGCGAGAACAAGACCUUUGAGCAAAUGUACCUGACCGGCGAAGUCGAGCUGGAACUCACCCCCCAAGGCACGCUCGCCGAGCGCUGCGCAGCAGGCGGCAAAGGGAUCCCCGCGUUCUACACCCCCGCCGCGUUCGGCACCGUCGUGCAAACGGGCGAGUUGCCGCUCAAGAACAAACCCGACGGCACCCCGGACGUCUUCAGCUACCCCAAAGACGUCAAGGUGUUCAACGGCAAGUGCUACCUCCUCGAACACUCCAUCGCAGGCGACUACGCUUUCGUCAAGGCCUACAAGGCCGAUAGGCUGGGUAACUGCCAGUUCCGACUGGCCGCGCACAACUUCAACGGCGCCAUGGGCCGCAACGCCAAAGUGACCAUUGUCGAGGCCGAACACAUUGUCGAACCCGGCGAGAUCCCGCCCGAGGCGGUCCACUUGCCGGGCAUUUACGUGCAGCGCGUGAUCCAGAGCACGGCGGAGAAGAAUAUCGAGAAAUUCACGUUCGCCAAGGACCCGAAUGACCCGGAAGCGAAGAAGUCGGCUUUGGGAAGCGGCGAGACGGCCAACAAGCGCGAGCGCAUCGUGCGUCGGGCGGCGAAGGAGUUCAAGAACGGCAUGUAUGCCAACCUCGGAAUCGGCAUGCCGAUGCUGGCGCCCAACUUUGUCGAGGAAGGCGUUGAGGUGCUGUUGCAGUCGGAGAACGGCAUUUUGGGCCUGGGCCCGUACCCGAAGAAGGGCGAGGAGGACGCGGAUCUGAUCAAUGCUGGUAAGGAGACGGUCACGCUGGCGCCGGGAGCGGCUGUGUUUGGGUCCGAGGAGUCGUUUGGCAUGAUUCGUGCUGGACGCAUCAACUUGACGAUUUUGGGCGCCAUGCAGGUCAGCGCGAAUGGCGACCUGGCGAACUGGAUGUUGCCGGGUAAGGUCAAGGGGUUCGGUGGUGCUAUGGAUUUGGUGAGUAACCCGGAGAAGACCAAGGUGGUGGUGACGAUGGAGCAUACGGAUAAGAAGGGCAAUGCCAAGAUUGUCAAGCAGUGCGCGUUCCCGUUGACGGGCAAGGCUUGUGUGUCGAGGAUUAUUACUGAGUUGGGUGUGUUCGAUGUCGACUUUGGCAAGGGUCUUACUCUUAUUGAGAUUGCUGAUGGUGUCACUGUUGACGAGAUCAAGGCCAAGACAGAGGCUCCCUUUGUUGUUGCCGAUGAUCUCAAGCCCAUGCUUUAAUUGACAUGGUGAUGAUGAGUGAAGACUGUAUGACCAGGAAUGUGGUGAAAUAGGGUCAGGAGUUGUAUAUACUGUCCUAUCAGGUUUUGGAUGGCAUCAAAAUACUUCUUGUUCUCCUUGGGCCGUUGAAUAUCACAGGGCGUUGUAAAAGACGGAUCUGGUGAUUCCUUCAGUACGUCUCUUUGAUAGCUGUGCAUUCCGACG
This is a messenger RNA of Neurospora hispaniola, 2011 nucleotides long. Its product is annotated as succinyl-CoA:3-ketoacid-coenzyme A transferase subunit A. Gene Ontology annotation, molecular function: succinyl-CoA:3-oxo-acid CoA-transferase activity. NCBI's taxonomy places the organism in Eukaryota, Fungi, Ascomycota, Sordariomycetes, Sordariales, Sordariaceae. The record is from RefSeq and is a predicted model, not a curated record. Gene Ontology annotation, biological process: ketone body catabolic process. Bases 254 to 1807 code for a protein of 517 amino acids. The transcript is spliced from 3 exons.